Molecule: messenger RNA, 1616 nt
Organism: Eubalaena glacialis (North Atlantic right whale)
Lineage: Eukaryota; Metazoa; Chordata; Mammalia; Artiodactyla; Balaenidae
Gene: LRRC38
Product: leucine rich repeat containing 38
Exons: 3
Coding region: 1-1548 (515 amino acids)
Cellular component (GO): voltage-gated potassium channel complex
Molecular function (GO): voltage-gated potassium channel activity; transmembrane transporter binding; potassium channel activator activity
Source: RefSeq, a predicted model, not a curated record
AUGCCGGUGGAGGAAAGGAGGAAGGAAGACCAGCCACCCUGGAGCUCCCUGGAGCCCUCUGGAGCCCCGCCCAAGCCCGGAUCAACAGCCCCUGGCGCGGCCCCCGAGAGCCCGCCGGGAAUGCCCUGGCGCAGAGCCAGAGGGACCCAGGUCGCGCUCCCUUUUGCAAGGGCUGGCGCGCGGAGAGCGCGCUUUGGCACCAGGCGGGCGCGGGGGUGCGGGGCGCACGACCCUGACACGCCCUCUGAAAUCCACUGGGGCUGGGGGCGCUUGGUCACUGAACUCGGUCGCCGAGUGUUCCGCGCCAAGUCCGCGCGACAGGUCUUAUUGCCCGGUGUCGGAAAUGAGGUGCCCGGGCGGGGCCGCGUUUGGGACGGCCACUCCGCCACCCCUGCCGCUCCCGCCUCUCUCCCGGGAUUUUCCAGCGGGUUAAUUUCCUGUUCGGCUCCCCCCUCCGCCCGUGCCUCCCGGGCUCCCCUGGUCGGUCCGCGCUGCGCCCCAUCGCCCCCGCGCGCCCGGGCGCGAGCCCUCCCCGCCCCGGCAGCCCUCCGGCUCCCCGCGCCUGGCCUCCGGGACCCCGCGCGCCGCCCCGCGCCAGGGCUCGGCCCCAGAGCCGCGUCCGCGUCGCCGCCGCUCGCGCGGGUCCCGGCUAUGCGCCCCCGCGCCGCGCCCCGCGCCCCCGCCGGCGCCGCCGCCGCGCUGGGGCUCUGCAGCUUCCUGCUGCUACUCCCGCCAGGACCCGCGUGCCCCGCGGGCUGCGCCUGCACCGAUCCGCACACCGUGGACUGCCGCGACCGCGGGCUGCCCAGCGUGCCCGACCCCUUCCCCCUGGACGUGCGCAAGCUGCUGGUGGCCGGGAACCGCAUCCAGCACAUCCCCGAGGGCUUCUUCAUCUUCUACGGCGACCUGGUCUACCUGGACUUCAGGAACAACUCUCUGCGCUCUCUGGAGGAGGGCACGUUCAGCGGCUCGGCCAAGCUCGCCUUCCUCGACCUCAGCUACAACAACCUGACCCAGCUGGGCGCCGGCGCCUUCCGCUCGGCCGGGAGGCUGGUCAAGCUGAGCCUGGCCAACAACAACCUGGCGGGCGUGCACGAGGCCGCCUUCGAAACCCUGGAGUCGCUGCAGGUGCUGGAGCUCAACGACAACAACCUGCGCAGCCUCAACGUGGCCGCCCUGGCCGCGCUGCCUGCGCUGCGCACCCUGCGCCUGGACGGGAACCCCUGGCUCUGCGACUGCGACUUCGCCCACCUCUUCUCCUGGAUCCAGGAGAACGUGUCCAAGCUGCCCAAAGGCCUUGACGAAAUCCAGUGCUCCCUGCCCAUGGAGAACAGGAGGAUAUUCCUGCACGAGCUGUCGGAGGCCAGCUUCAGUGAGUGCAAGUUCAGCCUCUCGCUCACAGACCUGCUCAUCAUCAUCUUCUCUGGCGUGGCUGUGUCCAUCGUCGCCAUCAUCUCCAGCUUCUUUCUGGCCACCGUGGUGCAGUGCUUCCAGAGGUGCGCCCCCAACAAAGGCACUGAGGACGAAGAUGAGGAUGAGGACGACUGAGCCACCCGCACCCCUUCCUCGCUCUCCAGAACCCCAGCCGGUGGCUCUCCUCCGAGGGAAAUGCUGAA